AUGAGGGAUAAAAGUUGUAGGAAGAGAACAAUUCCAGAUGAAGAUGCAAGCUAUUUCAAAUUCCCAAAUAAGCUUCAAAAGUAUUCUCGAUUCUUGAGCCGGAAGAUAUCCAGUACCAGCCCAAAAAAACAACCAAAAAACAACAAUACAGAAAGCGUCUUAUCGGUCGUACCGAGUAGUCACAGGGAAGACUUGACAAAACUAAAACGAAACGUCAGCAACGCUGUAGCAAACAAACAUACCCAAAAAUCACAAGAGAAUGUCAUCAAAGAAGAUACAGCGAAAUGCUUGACAAGAAGUAAUUUAAAAAAAUUACAAGAGAAAAUUUUUGAUAAAGAACUUAAUGAUAUUGUCUGUGAUCAUUGUCUUUGUAGUACCGAAAAUAGAAAAGAUAUCAAGUAUUCACGACUUUGGUUCCUUUUUGAAUUGGAAAUGAGUGAAAACUGGAAUGAAAAUCUCCGGCUUAGUUGCUAUAAUAAAUAUGUGUAUUCUGCUAUCGAUAAGACGUGGAUAAUGGAGAAUAUUUUAUUUAAGGAACAAGAAAAGAAUUAUGAGUAUUUUCCUAUAGGACAAUUACUGAUACCCAACAAUAUUGAAUAUUCCAAUAAACCGAAAAGACAAGAAAAAAUUGAGGAUUUAACGAUUGAAAUCGAUAGUAUUAUAGAGGCCAGCCACCAAAAGGAAAGAUUCUUACCCCAAAGUGUCCUGAUAAAAAGGGAGAAGGAAAUUGCAUUUAACGAUUUUCAGUUGGACGCCAGAAAGAUUCUAAACGAUUUGAGUGCCACUUCUGAAAAUCCGUUCAACUCUUCACCAAGUACAAAGAAAAUUGAAUCAGAGGGAAAAACUUUGGAAAUGGUUCCUAAAGAGAAGAAAAACAAAAAGAUCAUAGGUGCACUGGAAAGGAAGCUACAUAUAGAUCAAAAUUAUUGA
Molecule: messenger RNA, 930 nt
Organism: Saccharomyces paradoxus
Lineage: Eukaryota; Fungi; Ascomycota; Saccharomycetes; Saccharomycetales; Saccharomycetaceae
Gene: MAM1
Product: Mam1p
Exons: 1
Coding region: 1-930 (309 amino acids)
Source: RefSeq, a predicted model, not a curated record